CCUCAAUUCCACAUCACAAUGUCCUCCAACUCCCUUGAACAAUUGAAAGCCACAGGUACCGUCAUCGUCACCGACACCGGUGAAUUCGACUCGAUUGCCAAGUACACUCCACAAGAUGCCACCACCAACCCAUCGUUGAUUUUGGCUGCUGCUAAGAAGCCUGAAUACGCCAAGGUCAUUGACGUCGCCAUUGAAUACGCCAAGGACAAGGGUUCCUCCAAGAAGGAAAAGGCUGAAAUCGCCUUGGACCGUUUGUUGAUUGAAUUCGGUAAGAACAUCUUGGCCAUUGUUCCAGGAAGAGUGUCUACCGAAGUCGACGCCAGAUUGUCUUUCGACAAAGAGGCCACCAUCAAGAAGGCUCUUGAAUUGAUUGCCUUGUACGAAUCCCAAGGUAUCUCCAAGGACAGAAUCUUGAUCAAGAUCGCCUCCACUUGGGAAGGUAUCCAAGCUGCCAGAGAAUUGGAAGCCAAGCACGGUAUCCACUGUAACUUGACUUUGUUGUUCUCUUUCGUUCAGGCAGUUGCCUGUGCUGAAGCCAAGGUCACCUUGAUCUCGCCAUUCGUCGGCAGAAUCUUGGACUGGUACAAGGCUUCUACCGGAAAGACCUACGAAGGUGACGAAGACCCAGGUGUGAUUUCUGUCAGAGCCAUCUACAACUACUACAAGAAGUACGGCUACAAAACUAUUGUCAUGGGUGCCUCUUUCAGAAACACCGGUGAAAUCAAGGCUUUGGCUGGUUGCGACUACUUAACUGUUGCUCCUAAGUUGUUGGAAGAAUUGUUGAACUCCACUGAACCAGUUCCACAAGUGUUGGACGCUGCUUCUGCCUCUGCUACUGAUGUCGAAAAGGUUUCUUACGUCGAUGACGAAGCUACCUUCAGAUACUUGUUCAACGAAGACGCCAUGGCUACCGAAAAGUUGGCCCAAGGUAUCAGAGCUUUCGGCAAGGACGCUGUCACCUUGUUGGAACAAUUGGAAGCCAGAUUCUAAGUAUUGUGCUUCGAGUCCUAGAUGGAUCUCUGGUAUUUACAUAUUUCGCUUCUAUUAAUAAUUUCACAAAAACAAUAUAAUACGAUCAAUG
Messenger RNA from Scheffersomyces stipitis CBS 6054, 1081 nucleotides. It is a transcript of the gene TAL1, whose product is annotated as sedoheptulose-7-phosphate:D-glyceraldehyde-3-phosphate transaldolase. Gene Ontology annotation, biological process: pentose-phosphate shunt, non-oxidative branch; carbohydrate metabolic process; pentose-phosphate shunt. The record is from RefSeq and is a predicted model, not a curated record. Gene Ontology annotation, cellular component: cytoplasm; intracellular anatomical structure. NCBI's taxonomy places the organism in Eukaryota, Fungi, Ascomycota, Pichiomycetes, Serinales, Debaryomycetaceae. The transcript has a single exon. The coding region runs from base 19 to 990 and encodes 323 amino acids. Gene Ontology annotation, molecular function: transaldolase activity.